UAUUUAUAAUACUUCUGCUUUCAAUAAUACCAUGAUGGUUUGAGAAAAGAAACAAGGGUUUGCACAUUUUCAACUCUGCUGAUGUCUGCAAUCUACAGUGUGAAUUGCCUGACAAGUGGUUCUAAUUUGGCACACGAUUGUCAUGUUUCCACAUGUGUUAACUCUCAGGAGCCAAUUGUGUAAAUAUCCCACCAAACAAGGAAUACCAUUUAAUAAAAAAUUGAUACAUUGGACAAAACUCACCGAUGGCUUUUCUUCUCCGCUUUUCACAUCCAUUACUCUUUGCCAUCUUUCUCUUCCGAUUUUGCACCCCAAUCGACACCAUAACUCCAACUCACACCAUCAAUGAUGGUGAAACCCUAGUUUCGUCUGGCGAGAAGUUUGUAUUAGGGUUCUUCAGCCCCGGCAAUUCAAGGAACCGUUACGUUGGGAUAUGGCACAACAACGUCCCCGACCAAACAGUUGUUUGGGUCGCCAACAGAGAAAAUCCACUUACAAAUUCAUCCGGUGUACUUACAAUCAUCAACAGCAAUCUAGUACUCUUGGAUGCAAGGCGUCGCACUAUGUGGUCGGCAAUGAAUGGCUCAGAUGCCACAAAUUAUUCAAGUGCACGGCUACUGGAUUCAGGUAAUUUAGUGUUAAGUGAUAAUGAGGGGAGGGUAUUGUGGGAGAGCUUUGAUCAUCCAACGGACACAGUGUUACCAGGUAUGAAAAUCGGUGUGGAGCGGAGAACCGGCCUAGAUCGGUACCUAACAUCAUGGAAGUCCCCCAAUGAUCCAGCACGCGGGGAAUUCUCAUUUCGUCUUGAUUCCCGAGGCAUGCCCCAAUUCAUUCUAUGGAAUGGAUCGGAACGGGUUUGGCGAAGCGGGCCGUGGAAUGGUCAGCGGAUCAGCGGCGUGCCACAGAUGAAUCAACACUUCUUAUUCGAUUGCCGUUACGUUGCCAACGAAAACGAGACUUACAUCAUGUUCAAUCUCUACAAUGCGUCAAUCGUCUCAAGGAUGGUGUUGGGAUCAGGCAAACUCCAACGACUGACGUGGCUCGAUAGCAACCGUCGAUGGAAUCCGUUCUGGGGCGUCCCAGGUGAACGCUGUGAUGGAUACGGUCAAUGUGGCACGUAUGCUGGCUGCAACACGAAUCACGCACCGUCGUGUGAGUGUUUGCAUGGGUUCGAGCCCAGGUCACCUCAGGACUGGUAUUUGAGAGAUGGGUCGGAUGGUUGUGUGAGGAGAAGACCAUUGGAGUGUGAGAAGGGAGAUGGCUUCUUUAAGUUGGCACAUGCGAAGUUGCCUGAUACUCUGCAUGCUCGAGUUGACACACGUGCUAGCCUGAAGGAAUGUGAAGAUGAGUGUUUGAAGAACUGUUCUUGCACGGCGUAUUGUAGUGCCGAUAUUAAUGGAGGUGGGAGUGGGUGUGUGAUGUGGGGUGGAGAUUUAAUUGAUCUUCAGGUAUAUUCCGAUGGAGGGCAGGAUAUCUACGUACGUGUGGCUGCUUCUGAGCUAGAUUCCAAACGCUUACUUGACAAGAAGAAGCGGAUGAUACUGAUAAUAACAGUUAUUUUGGGGGCGAUUAUCUUUGCCUUUUGUGGUUGUUGCUUGUGGCAGAGGAAAAGAAAAAGAAAAGGUUGCAGGAGAAAUGAAAUAAACCAUGAAAUCCUUUACGGUGGAAUUGAGCUUGAAGAAAGUACAAAUGGAUCAGAAUUGCCAUUAUUUGAUCUACGUGUUAUAGUGGCAGCUACUAGUAACUUCUCUAGUGAAAAUAAGCUCGGUGCGGGUGGAUUUGGUCCUGUAUAUAAGGGUAAGCUGAUGAACGGUCAGGAAAUCGCAGUGAAAAGGCUUUCUAAGAAAUCUGGGCAAGGGAGUGAAGAAUUCAAAAAUGAGGUUUUGUUGAUUGCGAAACUUCAACAUAGGAAUCUAGUCAGGAUUAUGGGCUUCUGCACUCAAGGAGAUGAAAAGAUGCUGAUUUACGAGUACAUGAGAAACAAAAGCUUGGACUGGUUUAUUUUUGAUGAAAUGAGGAGAGUGUUAUUGGAUUGGACACAGCGGUUUAAGAUUAUCAUGGGGAUCGCUCGUGGGGUUCUCUAUCUUCAUCAAGAUUCUAGACUUCGAAUUAUUCAUAGGGAUCUGAAGGCCAGCAAUGUUCUUCUAGAUGAUGAGAUGAACCCUAGAAUCUCAGAUUUUGGUAUGGCAAGGAUAUUUGGUGGAAAUCAGACUCAAGCUAACACUAAUAGAGUUGUUGGGACUUUUGGUUAUAUGUCUCCAGAGUAUGCUAUGGAUGGGCUUUUCUCAGUGAAAUCAGAUGUCUUUAGCUUUGGGGUCUUACUUCUAGAGAUCAUUAAUGGCAAGAGGAACAACAGCUGUUUCAGCGAUGAUCCUUCGCAGAAUCUGAUAAGAUAUGCAUGGGGGCUGUGGAAUGAAGGCAGAGGUUUGGAGCUGGUUGAUUCGUCAAUGGUCAGUUCUUGUCCCACCAAUGAAGUUCGAAGAUGCAUUCAAGUGGGGCUGUUGUGUGUGCAAGAAAAUGCAAAGGAUAGACCAACAAUGGCAUCUGUUGUUUUCAUGCUCGGCAUCGAUACAGCCAUGCCUACCCCUAAGCAACCUGCAUUCUGUGUGCGGAGAAGAUUAAAUAACGAGGGCUCACCUACCAGCGGAACUGGCUCAUAUUCCAUUAAUGAAGUGAGCAUUACAGAUUUACAAGCUCGGUAGGGGUUAGAAAUAUCCUUUUUUGUACUGAUCAAUUGAAUAGAACUGUUCUCUAGGUUUUGGUUAGGAAUGAGAUGUUCGAGAGCUGCAAUUUUUGAGUGACUGAGAUUAAUAAGAGGCCCACAUCGUGGACAAGCAACUCUACAACAUGAUAUAUACAUUGCUCCCUUUUGAUUGCAGUCGAAGGUCUCAUGUUGAAAACUGUCCCUUGAUCUCUUCCAGAUUACAUUUUCGAGAACAUUGAGUCUCCUCUACUUAGGUGAUAUCUCACCAAAGAAU
Molecule: messenger RNA, 2978 nt
Organism: Magnolia sinica
Lineage: Eukaryota; Viridiplantae; Streptophyta; Magnoliopsida; Magnoliales; Magnoliaceae
Product: G-type lectin S-receptor-like serine/threonine-protein kinase At1g11410
Exons: 7
Coding region: 246-2702 (818 amino acids)
Biological process (GO): recognition of pollen; protein phosphorylation
Molecular function (GO): ATP binding; protein serine/threonine kinase activity
Source: RefSeq, a predicted model, not a curated record